AUGGCCCGCCGUACAACCAAGGGGCGUCCUAAAAAGUUCAAGGCCAAGAAAGAGAAGCCAUUGCCGACUCAAAAGAAAAAGGCAGGCCGGAAGCGCCGUGACGAGACAUCAGAAGCUCUCACACAACCCGACGCUACUAAAGAAGCCGUUGCGCCCCAGGAAGUCGCUGUCUCUCAAGAGAUUGUUGUUACUCAAGAAGCUGUUGCGCCCCAAGAAGCUGUUGUGACACCGACACAAGAAACAACUGCCAAAGAACCAGAAAUCCCCUCACAAGAGCCUCAAGAACAUGUUGAAGCUGCUCAAAAAGAAAACGACGGCACGGAACAGCAAGAUGGAGCACCUGAGCCAGGAAAGGCCAAUCAUCUUAUGGUGACACUCAAAGUGUCUUCAGAUGCCCUCAAAGAACCCAUAGAAACACCACAGGCAGCUCUGGCAACCCCUGUGCGGCCGACACGAACUAGGCCAACAAGGUCUUCAGUUAAAAAACCAGAAACGGGAGGCACAGAAACCACUGCCGAAAAUGAGGAGUCGCAAACGCAAGAAAGCAUCAGUAGUGAGUCGAAAGAGGAGUGCUCUAAUGAGCAACUAGUGAAUGGGAGGAAACGCGGCCGUCCAAAGAAAGGCGAAGUUAGAAAAAAGAGACACGAAGAGCAGCCCGAAGGAAACCCCACUCCUUCGAAAUCUUGGGACAGCGUGCAAUCCAUCGUUUGA
Molecule: messenger RNA, 711 nt
Organism: Fusarium graminearum PH-1
Lineage: Eukaryota; Fungi; Ascomycota; Sordariomycetes; Hypocreales; Nectriaceae
Exons: 2
Coding region: 1-711 (236 amino acids)
Source: RefSeq, a predicted model, not a curated record